Molecule: messenger RNA, 1029 nt
Organism: Gambusia affinis (western mosquitofish)
Lineage: Eukaryota; Metazoa; Chordata; Actinopteri; Cyprinodontiformes; Poeciliidae
Product: G-protein coupled receptor 4-like
Exons: 4
Coding region: 115-1029 (304 amino acids)
Biological process (GO): phospholipase C-activating G protein-coupled receptor signaling pathway; positive regulation of Rho protein signal transduction
Cellular component (GO): membrane
Molecular function (GO): G protein-coupled receptor activity
Source: RefSeq, a predicted model, not a curated record
ACUGUUAAUGCAGAGAGCAAACCUUCAAACACCAGAGGAGAGAAAUCAUCUAGAAGGGCCCUGACAGCUUUCAAAGUUACCUCAGUCAUCAAAAUCCUGGUUCAACAGCAAAGAAUGGAAGAGCUGAACUUCAACGACACGUCAUUGAUAAACGGCUCUGAUUACAGCAACAUGAGCCACUACUCCUCUGAAUUCUACAUUCUCAGUAGUAUUCUAAUCUGUGUGAAUUGGGUCACCAUUGCCAUUGGAUUUCCUUUAGUUAUUAUAAUAUUGAUUGCAGUUUUUUUUCAGGUGAAAAACGGUCAGGAUGCUCCAGUUUUUGUUAUUAAUCUUCUCGUCUCUGAUAUCGUUCAGUUCUGCAGCAGAAUUCCAGUAUAUUUUGAUUAUUUUAGUUUAAUCCCCCUUCUCCUCAUAUUUUAUGCUGCACUGGUCAGUGUUGGAUUCAUGAUGUGUGUCUCCUGUGAACGGUAUCUGGUUGUUGCCAAGCCACUGUGGUACAGAUUCAGGAGAACCAUCAAGACAUAUGUGGUGGUCUGCAUGGUGGUCUGGAUACUUCCUGUUUUGUUUUCGCUAUUUUUUUUUAUUACUCUAGAUUUUAAGAUGAUUGGCAUCAUCAUUACAGUUUUUCUCCUCCUUCCUUUUCCCGUGUUCAUCUUCUUCCUGGUUGGGACUAUCAAAGCUCUUUCUGCAGCGUUCAAUGUCCCAGCAGAUGAAAAACGACGAAUCGCAGCCAUUCAGGUUGUGGUGCUGAUUAUUUACACUCUGCUGUUUGUGCCCUUCAUCAUUCAGAUUCUGCGUUUGUUUGGUGUAUUGUAUCAUGAUUUUUGGUAUGAUCUGUUUUGGUAUACUGCAGGAUUCAUUUGUGUUUUUCUUAGUCCUCUUGCAAACACAACUUUGUAUUUAUUCAGUCGGAAAAGCAUCAUGGAUAAGUUUCUGGCUUCAAUCUGUUCUUGUAAAAUGUCCGACAGUCAGGAGACGAGUAGCACAGAUAAUGAAAUCAGGAUUGUAACAAUUACUGGGAAUGUUUAG